Messenger RNA from Entrophospora sp. SA101, 519 nucleotides. The record is from the annotation of a GenBank genome assembly. NCBI's taxonomy places the organism in Eukaryota, Fungi, Glomeromycota, Glomeromycetes, Entrophosporales, Entrophosporaceae.
AUGGUAACCCACAUCCAUCAAAAAUUUUAUCGGUCUAAUGCAACCAAAUUAUCAGAAGCUGAUAUUAAUGAGAUUAGAGAAUCAAGAGGAAAAAUACCAAAUGCAUCAGCUAGGAUGUCGAAAAAAUUUCAUAUUGGUGCCCGUCGUGUAUAUGAAAUAUGGGAGCAUAGUGAACGACUCCAACAAAGUCUCAAUAAUUGGAAUGAUUUUCCGCCAAAUCCAGAUGGAGAUGAUAGUAGUCGACAAAUAUCUGAUUCAUUACAAACCAAGGAAAUUCCAAUUAUAGCAACAACAAUAAAAAAUAAAAAAGAAUCCAAAGAAAAUAGCAAAGCUAGCACGGCUAAAUCUAAAACUAUGGAUACACUCGUUAUUGCUGGUAAUUCAUCAGUUAAGUUGGCACGGUCCUCACAAAGUGAAUCAAAAAAAAUAAGCCGGGAAGAAUUAGAUGCAUACUACAAGCAAGAAAACGAAGACGAUAAAAAACAUAAAGCAAAUAUGGCUCGUUUAUUUUCUAAUUAA